This is a messenger RNA of Coturnix japonica (Japanese quail), 3955 nucleotides long. It is a transcript of the gene KCNK12, whose product is annotated as potassium two pore domain channel subfamily K member 12. Gene Ontology annotation, molecular function: outward rectifier potassium channel activity; potassium ion leak channel activity. NCBI's taxonomy places the organism in Eukaryota, Metazoa, Chordata, Aves, Galliformes, Phasianidae. Gene Ontology annotation, biological process: potassium ion transmembrane transport; stabilization of membrane potential. Gene Ontology annotation, cellular component: plasma membrane. The record is from RefSeq and is a predicted model, not a curated record.
CCGCCGCCGCCGCGCCGCUCCCCGGAUGAUGCCGCGGCGGGGGGCGGCUGGUCCUCGCCGCCGCCGGCGCCCGGCGCCCCUCAACGAGGACAACGGGCGGUUCCUGCUGCUGGCCGCCCUCAUCGCGGCGUACCUGAGCGCCGGCGCCACCGUCUUCUCGGCCCUCGAGAGCCCGUCGGAGGCGGCGGCGCAGCUGCGCUGGAACCGGACCCUGCACAACUUCAGCCGCAUCUUCAACAUCAGCCUGCCCGAGCUGCGCGCCUUCCUGCGGAGCUACGAGGCGGCCAUGGCCGCGGGCAUCCGCGUCGACGCCCUGCGGCCCCGCUGGGACUUCCCCGGAGCCUUCUACUUCGUGGGCACCGUCGUCUCCACCAUCGGUUUUGGAAUGACCACGCCGGCAACAGUGGCUGGAAAAGUAUUCCUCAUUGUUUACGGUCUUUUUGGGUGUGCUGGCACUAUCCUUUUCUUCAACCUCUUUCUGGAGCGCAUUAUCUCCCUCCUGGCGUUCAUCAUGAAGGCUUGCCAUGAAAGACAGCUGCGAAGAAGUGGUCUCCUUCCUCCCAACUUCCGAAGAGGGUCAGCUAUGUCAGGGGUGGGCAGCCUCAUCGGCUGGAAGCCGUCAGUUUAUCACGUGAUGCUCAUCCUGGGAAUUUUUGCCAUCAUGCUUUCGUGCUGCGCUUCUGCGAUGUACACGUUGGUGGAAGGGUGGAACUACGUUGACUCCUUGUACUACUGUUUUGUCACCUUUAGCACCAUCGGCUUUGGAGAUUUGGUAAGCAGCCAAAACGCUGUGUACCAAAAUCAGGGAUUAUACAGAUUCGGAAACUUUGUCUUUAUAUUAAUGGGGGUAUGUUGCAUAUACUCUCUUUUUAACGUCAUCUCAAUUGUAAUCAAGCAACUCUUGAACUGGGUGUUGAAAAAAUUCAGAUGCAGAUGUUGCCCAAAGUGCCAUAAGUCAAGUACCCGCCUUGGACGUCGCAACGCCAUCACGCCAGGAGCCCGCCUGCGCCGGCACAAAAUCUCCCUGGAGGCUGACGGGCAGUACGACAGUGACACGGAUGGCAGGAGGCUCUCUGGAGAGAUGAUCUCCAUGAGGGAGCUCACGGCGUCCAACAAGGUCUCUCUGGCUAUAUUGCAAAAGCAGCUGUACGAGACAGCCAAUGGCUACCCGAGGAACGUUUGUAUCAAUACGAGGCAGAAUGGGUUCUCGGCAGGGGUGGGUGCUCUAGCCAUCAUGAACAACCGCUUGGCAGAAACCAGUGACUCUAGACAAAGCAGAUACCUGCAGUACCCAGACAGAAUGAAGCACAAGAAAUGAGAAGGAGGCUGAAGGAGCAAAAUGGGAAAAUGAAAGCACACUGCACUAGACUGCACUUUUUUUUCAGGUAACUCGGGAUUUAUAUUACAGUCUUGAAUAGUUUUUUCCAGGUUCUAUUUUUGGACACCAAAAAGUUAGCUUAGGAUCAGAUAGUUCAUCUUUCCUUUCAUUCACUCCUCUCAUUUUCCUGCUGCCUCACACUUGAACAGUUCCACCGCCUGGUGAGCAGCUGUACAGGCAGCAGAGGCUCUGAGUAACAGGUGCCUGUGCCCCAUGGCAGUAUUUGAGUGGUGGAUGUAUAGCCAAGGCCACUGGCUUGUUAUAAACCUGAUAGCCUAUGGGAAGAAGUGAUAACUACACAGAAAAGACCCAUUGCAGUGAGACCAUUCUUAACCUUUUUGGGUUUUUUUCUAACUUUUUCUCUUAAAAAAUAGUGACUAAUUAUUUAUACUAUGAACGUUCAGCACUAGUUUAAACAAAGUCAUAUUUAGUGCAGUGCUGUUUGCUAGGGAAAUCUAAAGAUAGUGGCUUCUGCUCUCAUUGAAUUACUAAUGUUCCUUUCUAAACCAACACACAUUUUCAAUAUUGUAUUUAAACCAUACAGUAGAAGUUACCUUCUGUAGUAAAUUCAGUCAGGCACAAAUACGUGACUCUCACAGGAUAACUAAUGAAAUGUGCAGUGUGCACUGUACAGCCCAUGUGCAAACCCUCCACCUCUGUACACAUUGGGUUUGUUCCUUAUAACUAUGGAAUGAUUUAGGUUGGAAGGGAUUGCACAGAUGACCUGUCUGCAAGCACCCUGCCUUGGGAAAGGACAGACCAUGUGGCUAUGGAUACUUGGUGAUAUAGGAUGGGAAAGAAAAUACCAAAAGCACCUGCACUGUUGUACACUGCCACCUGUUGACUCUUUUACUUUCAAAGCCUUGAGAUGGUCCCACUUGCACUGCUCCUGCUGUAUCCAGAAGAAUGGGAAGUGUGGGGAAAGGGAGAGAACCAGAGGUAUUUUCCAAGUAAUGCAGAAGGAAAAGAAAAAGUCUUUACUUUCUAUACACACGUGUUCCAUCAUAAAACCACAGACAACACCACAGCCCGAAGUUGCUCCUGAUGUGUCAUAGACUCAUGUGGAUCGUUCAGAGAUUAACUGUGUGAUGCAGAAGAAAGGCAGGGGGCUGCACGCUUACAUAUGCUGCACUCCAUCCAGCAGGUGAGCAAAGCAGGGCCAGCCUAGGGAAGAAGACGACCAGGUGUACUGCUGGAAAGGCAGCCAUGCUUCUCUGUGGCUCGGAUGAGCACUAUGUCAGGUACGCUACAGGUCCUGAUUUCAACACCUCGGCUCGCCUUCAGUCCCAGCAUCCACACUGCACUCGGGCAGGAGCCAGCCAGCUCCCAGCCUAUUCCAAGCGUGGGACAUGAGGACACCGGUGGGUUCUGAGGUGUGCAGCAUCACAGCCUACCUGCUUUCAGGAUCAGACCCUGCAGCAGGUGAUGCUUUGUCAGAUCAUCUAGGAAACAAAUAAGAUGUUCCUGUGACCCCUCACAUUUCACAAAGCUGUAAGGUUGCUUUUUAAAGGCAGCAAGUGAUGCAAAAAUACUGCUUAUAAAACAGCACGUAAUCACUGAUAAUUCAGGCAGUGUGCAAUCCGAACACCAAGCGUGUGUUCUCAGUGCUUGUCACCUCCUGACCUUUCUAUUAGGGAAUCAGUUGUAGUCCCCGGAAGUAAAAUCCAUCUUGACGUGGCCAAUAAUUCAUCGCAUUUCAUAGUAAAAUUCUCAGCAGCAAAAACAGCAACAGCCAAAAAAUAUUCUGCGGCUUUUUAUUGUGUGUGCAGAUACUGUUCAGUUACAAAGCAAAGAAAAAAAAUGGUGUCCCUUUACUUACAUGGGCACACAAACACGCAGCUUGUUGGGAGGUACCUUUCUGCACACUCUUCUGUGAAAGCAAUAGGUGCAAAUUCUAAGCCAAUUCAAAAGGACUCAAGUGGGAGAAGAAUAUGUCUGCUCAAAGGUAUCCCUGUUUAAUUCUUGUUUAUUUUUUCAGGCACACAGCUUGAUAGGUCUCUUUAACCGAGCUGCUGUUACUGUUUGUUAUGAUGAACAUCAGAGGAACUUUGCUUCUGUUAAUUACCUUGGGUUUGGUGUUUGCUGACUGCUGUGUUUCACUGUGCGAAUAGGGGAAGAAAUGCCCCAUCCGUGCUGGUUUCCAAGUGGCAUCACUUACCCCUUUGCAUUCACUGCAGACAUAAAUUUAUGUAAUUGGUUGAUUAGAAAGUACCAAUAUUUGUUCUCCUUGAGAUGAUGCUUCCCAGCAAAACAACACACUGAAAUAAGUUUGAAGACUGAAGUCUGUUUAAACAGUUGACAUGUUAAAAAUCAUUUAAUUCUGGGUUGACAUCCAGCACAACCCAGUAAUUGUGAGUGCUUUUAUCACACAGCUGAUUUCCAGUGUCAAAGAUCUCUGAGCACCGAGGACUAAAAGCCAUACUCAGCUCACUCUACUGGUAUGUUAUAUACAGCUUGUCACCAAACGGAGCAGACAUGUUUGGCUCCCUGCAUACAUGGUUGGAAAUAACACCGGGAUCUUUGCCGUGAAGCUCUUACAAAGACUCUUGAAAUAAACAGGAGAAAACAUUGCCUGGA